AUGUCUAUGUCCUCUCCCGCCACUGCUGCCAGAGUCCCCUCCCCUGAGCCCUCGUCCUCGUGCUCGCGCCCCAGUCGUCUGCGCCGCUUGAGCAACCUCCGGGCGUACACUCACUCCCACCUGUCUGGCAACUCAGCUAGCAGUAGCCACCGCUCGUAUCGAAACAGCCUGACGCGGGCUGUUGGCCUGUCAUUGCAUUCCACUGCUCCUCCAGCCUUGUCUGCCACAGACACUGCUCCUCCUAUAGAUACUGCGGCUGCUGAUGCAACUGCUACUGGUGCUGCUACAACUACUCCGACGGCGACGACGACGACGACGACUGCGACUGUUGCAGCUACUUCUACCACUGCUACCACUACUACAGCUUCUCUCACCCGGUCACCUCCUACUCGUCACCCAUGUCCCGAGCCUGACCCUUCAAGGCUACCUACCAACCUCUCCGCGCAAAGUGAGAGCUCCUCCAGCUCAGACCAUUCGCACCCCCCCUCGUCAUCUGCUUCUUCACACUCUAUCCCGUCUAACGACCUGGAGCCAUCGGAGCCGGGACCAGCAUCCGGCAUGACACGACAUCGGAACAUAGUACGCAUGGAUGUAUCCGGAGCCAGCCAGGACCAGUUGCAACACCUGUCGCCGUCGCCGUCAGCUUCCCGGAAUCGCAGUGAAACCACUCCCGAACACUCGACUGGUACGACCCGAAUCACGACGCCAGGGAAUAUGGAGUCUCCCAGCAGACGAGCAGGCGCUUCUCCUUUGCGGUCCUCCCCAGAUCUCUGUUUGAAAUCCGAUCCCCCAAAGCCCGCCAUACGUUUCUAUGCAUAUCAAGACCCCCAUCAGAACUCACGACCCUCGCUACCUUUCACAACCACUUCACGAACCCUGCCGACUGAGUCUUCUGUAAUUCGAGUGGGGCGGUAUUCCGAGCGUGAUGGGAUUGCUGUCCACAAUCCAACAGAACCAUCCGAUGCCCCAAUUGGCUUUAAAUCCAAAGUCGUGAGCAGGAGACACUGCGAGUUUUCCUUCGUUAAUGGCCAAUGGCAUAUUCGGGAUGUAGGGAGCUCCUCGGGAACUUUCUUGAACCACAUGCGCCUAAGCCAACCCAACAUGGCUUCGCGGCUCUAUGCCGUGAGAGAUGGCGAUAUUCUGCAAUUAGGAAUUGAUUUCAGGGGCGGCGAGGAGAUGAUUUUCAGAUGUGUACGGAUGCGAAUCGAAUGCAAUCGGACUUGGCAGCAACAAGCAAAUGAAUUUAACAAAAAUACAGCGGCUCUAAUCAAUAACCUGGGGAAGGGCAAGAACGCGGCAGAUUAUGCGGGUAGCAGGGAAUGUUCCAUAUGUCUUGGUUCGGUUCUGCGUCCCUAUCAAUGCCUUUUUAUGGCGGCUUGUGCUCAUGUCUGGCAUUACAAGUGCAUACAUCGCCUCAUCCACACACCAGAAUACCCCAUGUUCCAAUGCCCAAACUGCCGUGCAUAUACAGAUCUCAGUGCAGAGGUAGACGAUUCGAACGACCCCUUUGAGGACGAGACGUAUCCGGAGCCUCUCAAGUCCCAAGACCAGCCUGCACAGGGUUCUCCCGACAACACAACUGCCGCAACCACAAACUCCGCCGCCGCCAAAUCUACAGGCGAGAGAUCCGCUUCGUCGCCGAAUGGCCAUAACCAUCAUAGGCAGACAAGUGAAGACCAUGACAACCUAGCCGCUGCAGUCGACAUGAUGAACCUUGAUGAGACCCCUUUAGCCACCCCACGAGCCGGAAACGGAGUUCCGAGGCGAACGAACUCGACCGCGAAUGCGGACCUUAAUACUCCGGAUGUAGGUAUGGCAAAUGGAAUAAGAAACGAGGCGGCGGGCCAUGGAUUCGGCGAGACGAUCAUUCGCAGUUCCAACAUCGACAUACCCCAAUGCUUGCGGCCUCCCGAUGGUCGUCGACCACAGCAACCCCGGCAUGGUGAUAAUGUCGGUGGCGGUGCAGGUGCAGGUGGUAAUGAUAUGUUCGAAGAUACCCCAUUGACGCCACGGAACGAUCUUGGCCCUUUAGCAUUUGACGGUCGUGCUGGCCGGUUAUAG
This is a messenger RNA of Histoplasma mississippiense, 2061 nucleotides long. RefSeq lists its product with no specific name. Gene Ontology annotation, biological process: ubiquitin-dependent protein catabolic process; protein ubiquitination; mitotic spindle assembly checkpoint signaling. Bases 1 to 2061 code for a protein of 686 amino acids. The transcript has 3 exons. The record is from RefSeq and is a predicted model, not a curated record. Gene Ontology annotation, cellular component: cytosol; mitotic spindle pole body; ubiquitin ligase complex. Gene Ontology annotation, molecular function: ubiquitin protein ligase activity; protein binding. NCBI's taxonomy places the organism in Eukaryota, Fungi, Ascomycota, Eurotiomycetes, Onygenales, Ajellomycetaceae.